Molecule: messenger RNA, 737 nt
Organism: Procambarus clarkii (red swamp crayfish)
Lineage: Eukaryota; Metazoa; Arthropoda; Malacostraca; Decapoda; Cambaridae
Source: RefSeq, a predicted model, not a curated record
UGGUAUCACAACACAGCUCUCCUCGGCAACAUGAAGUCUCUGGUUUUGAUGGUGGCGGUGGUGAUGGGAGCGGUGGCAGCUGCAGACCGCAGAGAGAGGUCAGCCAGCCCUGGUGAUGAUGGCUGGGUUCUGCACGCUGCUGUACCCUACGUGCAGGCCCGCCCUGCCGUCGUACAGUACUCGCAGACACCGUACGUCGUCCAGCACCAGCCUCUUGUUCACUACAAAUUCGACGACGAUGACAUCUUCGAUCGCAAGAAGCGUAGUGCUCCAGAGGCUUCACUCGACGCCAGCCGUCAGAAGAGAGCUGCCAGUCCUGAUGACGAUAACCUCAAGUGGUAUCGUCCAGGGACCAGUGUUGUCUACUCCAGGCCAGUAGAACAUGCUGUAGUACAGCCUGUGGUACACAGCGUGGUACAACCUGUGGUACAUCGUGUGGUACAGCCCGUGGUACAUCGCGUGGUACAGUCCGUGGUACAGCCUGUGGUACAUCGUGUGGUACAGCCUGUGUUGCACCAAGUUGUGCCCCAAGGCUACGCCCAACCUGGCCAUGUUGUUCUCCACCGCGGCUAUGACGACGACAAAUAAAGUGAUUUGUAUCAUAACUUGUCCUGUCCUGUCGUGAGUGUUGUCACAAUUUGCCUUCUAAAUUUUGUUGAAAUAUCAAGCCACUGAGAUGCUGAUUACGUUCCAUAUCUGUAAUAAUUUGAAUAAUAAAUUUCAUAUGAAAAAAACGU